AUGUUCUUAUUACCGGGUGAACAAAUUAAGCAAGAGUUACAGAACGUAUCAAUUGGAAUAAAGACCCACAGGCCAAGCACAGCACCCAAAGAAGCUGCUGCUGCACAUACUGCACGGUCUUCCUCUGGAUAUGGCUCUGGAGCAAGAACAGCAGACAGAAUUUCUGGCACGGCACAGAAGACGUCUUCUGCUUUUGGCGAGCUCCUCUCUCUGGACAAACACAACUUCUGGGUGAACUUCAAGCAGUUUAGAUACAUUCCCUUGCUAGAUGAUAUUGUUCUUGGGAUAGUCAAAGGAAAGGGCAAGGAGACGUACAAGGUGGACAUAGGGGCACCAUCGUAUGCAAUUAUAAACUAUCUAGACUUUCCCACAGCAACAAAAAGAAACAGAGUGUCUCUGAAUGUUGGGGAUGUAAUUCUAGCACAGGUGGUAGAGGAUGCACCGCAUGCUGAAGCUGUCAUAUCCUGCAAAACAGAGGCUGUAAAGGGUAUGGGCCUUCUAAAAGGCGGGGCUGCGCUUAAAGUAGGGAUACUCCAGAGCAGAAAGUAUCUGCUGAAUCCCCCAGCACUGAAUGUUUCAGCUACAAGUCUGUUUAGCAUGAAUGGAUAUGCAUGGAUAUCCCCAGCUACCCAGGAAAAUAUACAGGCAAUUAUGUCUCUUGUGUAG
Molecule: messenger RNA, 666 nt
Organism: Nematocida ausubeli
Lineage: Eukaryota; Fungi; Microsporidia
Exons: 1
Coding region: 1-666 (221 amino acids)
Biological process (GO): U4 snRNA 3'-end processing; TRAMP-dependent tRNA surveillance pathway; exonucleolytic trimming to generate mature 3'-end of 5.8S rRNA from tricistronic rRNA transcript (SSU-rRNA, 5.8S rRNA, LSU-rRNA)
Cellular component (GO): nuclear exosome (RNase complex); cytoplasmic exosome (RNase complex)
Molecular function (GO): RNA binding
Source: RefSeq, a predicted model, not a curated record